Molecule: messenger RNA, 1941 nt
Organism: Myxocyprinus asiaticus (Chinese sucker)
Lineage: Eukaryota; Metazoa; Chordata; Actinopteri; Cypriniformes; Catostomidae
Product: legumain-like
Exons: 13
Coding region: 87-1337 (416 amino acids)
Biological process (GO): vacuolar protein processing
Molecular function (GO): cysteine-type endopeptidase activity
Source: RefSeq, a predicted model, not a curated record
UGAGUCAAAGACACAGAGGCGUAUACACAUUAACAAGUUACUUGGAAAGCUACCUUAUUCAACACAAACAACUCUAACAAUUUGAAAUGGGGAAUGGAGAAAGCAAAACCUGGGUUCUUCUUGCUGCUGGAUCAAAAGACUGGGACAAUUAUCGUCACCAGGCUGACGUCUGCCAUGCAUAUCAGAUCAUACAUAGAUCAGGAAUUCCUGAUGAGCAGAUUGUCGUUAUGAUGUAUGAUGACAUCGCUUACAAUGUGGAAAAUCCCAAGAAAGGUAACAUCAUAAAUGUGCCCAAUGGCCCAAAUGUUUAUGAAGGUGUUCUGAAGGACUACACUGGAAAUGAUGUUUCAGCGGAUAACUUUUUGGCUGUACUUCGAGGGGAUUCUGUGGCUGUUAAAACUAAGGGACCAAAAAAGGUUCUGAAAAGUGGCUCAAAUGAUACAAUUCUCAUCUACCUAUCAGACCAUGGGAGUACAGGAAUGUUUUCAUUUCCAAAGUCCACACUUUAUGCGACUGACUUGAUUGAUACAGUGACAGAAAUGUCAAACAAUCAGCAGUUUUCUAAAAUGGUGAUUUAUAUGGAGUCCUGUCAUUCUGGAUCAAUGCUUCAGGGUCUUCCAUCAUCGUGCAAUGUAUAUGGAAUUUCAGCCAGUACACCAGAAGAAAGCUCUUUUGCAUGUUUCUUUGAUGAAUGGAGGAAUGCCUAUUUAGCUGAUGAAUUCUCAACCUUCCUGUUUCAUCACAUUAAGACGCAUGACCUUAAUAGGACAACUUUAGAAAGGCAGUUUGAUUUCCUGAAGAAGAAAGUCAAAAGCUCCAAACCCUGCCAGUAUGGGAAUAUGCAAAUUGGUCAGGAAUACCUCUGCCAAUUUUGGGGAAAUGAUCCAGCUGCUGGCACAAAGGGGGAAGCUUAUCACAUCCAAGUGAACGAUGCCAUAGCCAGUCAUAAUGUACCUUUAAGAAUUCAAGCAAACAGAAUUCAAAGAGAGCGGGACCCCAGGAGAAAGCGGGAACACCAAAGAAAAUAUGAUGAGCUUCAACGUACUACAAGUAAAAUCGAGAGAGUUGUUUUGGAGAUCCAGCAGCGCUGUACAUAUAGAUGUGCAUCAACAUCACGUAGACGUGCUGAACAGGGUUUCGCUUGUAUGGAAAGAACUAAAUUAGUGGGGCUCAAAACUGUUACGGAACAUUUCAGGACAUCCUGCUUUGACUGGCAUGAUGAGCGGUUUGGUAUUGCCCUGCAACACGCACAUGUCUUUGCUGAUCUAAUUUAUUCUGGAACUGAGGAGUACAGAAUCAUGGAGGCCAUAACAGCGGUCAGAGGAAGAUUAUUUUGAAAUCAAUCAAUCAAUCAAGUUUUAUUUUUAUAGCACAUUUAAAAACAACACAUGUAGACCAAAGUGCUUUAUACAAGAAAGAUAAAAAUAUAACCACAUGCAAAAAUAUGCUCAAUAAAGCAUUAACUAUAAGCAUAUAAUUAUAGUAAGUGAAGUGACUGUCAAAAUGAUACUCUGGCAGAAAGAUUAUAAAUAAUCUAUAUCUGGGUUAUCUAGAAUGAAUGCCUUCUAGUAAUGUGAGCAUUUGUAAGUGAGUAAGAUUUUCUUUUAUUAGUGAAAAUAAAUCACUCCCAACUAAACACUUCACUUCUUAUUGCCAUUGCUUAAAUUAUGCAUUUGUCAAUAGGUAGCAUCACUUAAGCAGCAUUAUUCAUGUAACCAAUCAUUCGCAAGCAUAUAUGUGUGUGUGUUUUAUUGGUUGGAAAUCUGUGUAAUGAUCUAUUAAUGAGGUUGUGAAUUUUGGAUGAGGAAAAUCAAUGAAGCAGAAAUGACGCAGGGAAUUGCUGACCUGGAAUGACUGACAGCUUUCAGCUAUCAUGUCUCUUAUGGACAGUACAUUAUUCCUAUCUAAUAUAGUCUUGUAUAAUAAAUGAAGAGUUGUUCC